AUGACAAGGACUCGACCACCGCCGUCGCGGCGCGUUAAAAGAUUGAGCCUCAAAUCGGGACGCCCACCGCUACUGUCCAACAGCAGAGCGACAUCAAUAUCUGCACCAUUGCAACAGCGGCAGCAGCAGCAGGGCCAGCAUCGAUCCCAAUCACACUCGCAGUCAUCGAAACACACACGAAGCAUCAUCCGGACGCACCAUGUGCUCCAGAAGCGACUCACGCGCGCGCGGGCUGCCAACGACACGGCACAGAUCCAAGCGCUCGAGGCGCAACUGGCGGAGGCAGGGGGCUUGAAGACCUACCAGCUGGCCAGCACGGUGGGCCAGAGCUCGAGCCGCGGCGGCGACUCGAGUCGCGUGCUCGUCGAGUGGCUCCAUGACGAGAUUGAGCCGCGUAGACGCGCUCCGAGAGUGAUGGCGAAGCUGGACAAGAAGCAGGGCCAGCAGCAGGCGAGGAAACUGCAUGCAGAGCCUGGCACUUCUUCGUCUUUGCCUUCGCCGAACCGUGCUGCAUCACCGCUUCCUGGACAACUACGCCCGUCAAUAUCGCCCCAAGCGCCGCCUCACGAACACCUCCUCCUCCCGCUCCACGUCCUCGAGAUCGGCGCCCUCAGCACGCAGAACGCGCUGAACGUAGCGGGCGCGACGAGUGUGCGCCGCAUCGACCUCCGGUCGUCCGGGCAGGGGAUCGAGGAGUGUGACUUCAUGGCGUUCCCGCUGCCCAGCGCGGUGGAUGGGUCCGGCGAGUGGCACGGCCGUCGCGGGUACGAUGUGCUCAGUCUCAGCCUCGUGCUGAACUAUGUUCCAGACGCGGACGGGAGGGGGGAGAUGCUGAGGCGGACGACGCAGUUCUUCGCUGCCCGCGGGGAUGCGGAUGGGGAGCAUGUUGAGGUCGAGGCUGAAGUCGCUGAGGCUGGUGAACGACGACGCUGUCCUCGUCCUCUGCUUCCAUGCCUCUUCCUCGUCCUACCCGCGCCGUGCUUGCAUAAUUCGCGCUAUCUGGACCCGCGACACCUGACAUCGCUCAUGUCGACUUUAGGCUAUAGUCUUCUCAAUAGCAAAACCACUCAGAAACUGUACUAUAGCCUGUGGCACUACGACAUCUCGAAGCAGGAAGAGUGGCUAGCCCAGGGGCAACCGACUCGAUUUCCAAAGAAAGAGAUCAAUCCGGGGGGAGGCAGAAAUAAUUUCUGUAUUGCCCUUCCCUGA
Molecule: messenger RNA, 1209 nt
Organism: Exophiala aquamarina CBS 119918
Lineage: Eukaryota; Fungi; Ascomycota; Eurotiomycetes; Chaetothyriales; Herpotrichiellaceae
Exons: 1
Coding region: 1-1209 (402 amino acids)
Cellular component (GO): nucleolus
Molecular function (GO): rRNA (adenine) methyltransferase activity
Source: RefSeq, a predicted model, not a curated record